GCGGCGGCGGCAGCGGCAGCGGCAGCGGCAGCGGCAGCGCGAACUCGGUCCUGACUGGGCUUCGCGGCGGCGGCGGCGGCGGCUCCUCGGGCUGCACCCCUCGCUCCUCCGCGCUCCCCUUCUUCCCCGUCCCCGCGGCGCUGGUUCCGGAGGAGUCGGACGGUGCGGCGAGGCGGCCACAGGCUGUGUGGGUUCAACUCACUAUCCUGAAAAUCCAUUGCUCCAAGAAGAAGGGACAAAAAGGACCUCUUUGUCAGAAAGGCGUGGGAAUCCCAUGACCGAGCCAGCAGAAAACCGGUCGGGGUGCAGCCGGACUCCAGAGCCAGAUAUCAGGCUCAGAAAAGGGCCCCGGCUUGAUGGUCCAAGGGGAGCUGAAAAUCACCAAGGAGAACUGGAACCUGUUUCAGAAGCAUUAAUUGGGCCUUCCCAUCACAAAAAAAGCUCCGAGGAACAUGAGUGCAGUGAAGAAGUUUCCCAGGAAGAUGAAGGGUUUAUGGGCAUGUCCCCUCUCCUGCAAGCCCAUCAUGCUAUGGAAAGAAUGGAAGAGUUUGUGUGUAAGGUGUGGGAGGGUCGAUGGCGAGUGAUCCCUCAUGAUGUGCUACCAGACUGGCUCAAGGAUAACGACUUUCUUUUACACGGACACCGGCCUCCGAUGCCUUCCUUCCGGGCCUGUUUUAAGAGCAUUUUCAGAAUACACACAGAAACAGGCAACAUCUGGACACAUCUCUUAGGUUGUGUGUUCUUUCUGUGCCUGGGGAUCUUUUAUAUGUUUCGUCCAAACAUCUCCUUUGUGGCCCCUCUGCAGGAGAAGGUGGUCUUUGGGUUAUUUUUCUUAGGAGCCAUUCUCUGCCUUUCUUUCUCAUGGCUCUUCCACACCGUCUACUGCCACUCAGAAGGGGUCUCCCGGCUCUUCUCCAAACUGGAUUACUCUGGUAUUGCUCUUCUGAUUAUGGGAAGUUUUGUACCGUGGCUGUAUUAUUCCUUCUACUGUAACCCACAACCCUGCUUCAUCUACUUGAUUGUCAUCUGUGUGCUGGGCAUUGCUGCCAUCAUAGUGUCCCAGUGGGACAUGUUUGCCACCCCGCAGUAUCGGGGAGUAAGAGCAGGCGUGUUUCUGGGCCUAGGCCUGAGUGGCAUCAUUCCUACGCUGCACUAUGUCAUCUCGGAGGGAUUCCUCAAGGCUGCCACCAUAGGGCAGAUCGGCUGGCUGCUGCUCAUGGCCAGCCUGUAUAUCACAGGGGCUGCCCUGUACGCUGCCCGGAUCCCAGAGCGCUUCUUUCCUGGCAAGUGUGACAUCUGGUUUCACUCCCAUCAGCUGUUUCACAUCUUUGUGGUGGCUGGCGCUUUUGUGCACUUCCACGGUGUCUCCAACCUCCAGGAGUUCCGCUUCAUGAUUGGCGGGGGCUGCAGUGAAGAGGAUGUGCUGUGAAACCUCCCAGCAGCCAGGGACUGGACCCUGAACCAUGGCCUGCGGCACCUGCGGGUCUCUCUCGCUGGCCGCUGGCGCCAGCAGCAUCAGAGAGUCCCCGGACUGACACCAUCAUGGGCCUGAGAUGGCCCAGGGCUCCAUGUGGUACACGACUGAGAAGAGAAAAGCAAAAAUAAAUCAUACCUCAAAGGA
Ochotona princeps (American pika) is the source of this 1621-nucleotide messenger RNA. It is a transcript of the gene ADIPOR2, whose product is annotated as adiponectin receptor 2. NCBI's taxonomy places the organism in Eukaryota, Metazoa, Chordata, Mammalia, Lagomorpha, Ochotonidae. Gene Ontology annotation, biological process: adiponectin-activated signaling pathway. Gene Ontology annotation, cellular component: plasma membrane. The transcript has 8 exons. Gene Ontology annotation, molecular function: signaling receptor activity. Bases 275 to 1429 code for a protein of 384 amino acids. The record is from RefSeq and is a predicted model, not a curated record.